Molecule: messenger RNA, 1446 nt
Organism: Owenia fusiformis
Lineage: Eukaryota; Metazoa; Annelida; Polychaeta; Sabellida; Oweniidae
Source: the annotation of a GenBank genome assembly
AUCUGAUAUAAUUGCUACUAGUGUCACAACAGAGGCUAUAUCUCCAACUGAUACUGAAGCGACAACAGAGUCUGAUAUAACUACUACUAUUGUCACAACAGAGGCGGUAUCUCCAACUGAUACUGAAGCAACAACAGAGUCUGAUAUAACUGCUACUAGUGUCACAACAGAGGCAAUAUCUCCAACUGAUACUGAAGCGACAACAGAGUCUGAUAUAACUGCUUCUAUUGUCACAACAGAGGCAAUAUCUCUAACUGAUACUGAAGCAACAACAGAAUCUGAUAUAACUGCUACUAGUGUCACAACAGAGGCGGUAUCACGUACUGAUACUGAAGCGACAACAGAGUCUGAUACAACAGCUUCUAUUGUCACAACAGAGGCAAUAUCUCUAACUGAUACUGAAGCAACAACAGAAUCUGAUAUAACUGCUACUCGUGUCACAACAGAGGCGGUAUCUCCUACUGAUACUGAAGCUACUGCAGAGUCUGAUACAACAGCUACUAGUGUCACAACAGAGGCAAUAUCUCCAACUGAUACUGAAGCAACAACAGAGUCUGAUGUAAUUGCUACUAGUGUCACAACAGAGGCGGUAUCUCGAACUGAUACUAAAGCGACAACAGAGUCUGAUAUAAUUGCUACUCGUGUCACAACAGAGGCGGUAUCUCCAACUGAUACUGAAGCAAUAACAGAGUCUGAUAUAAUUGCUACUAGUGUCACAACAGAAUCAAUAUAUCCAACUGAUACUGAAGCAAUAACAGAAUCUGAUAUAAUUGCUACUAGUGUCAUAACAGAGGCGGUGUCUCCAACUGAUACUGAAGGAAGAACAGUGUCUGAUAUAACUGCUUCUAUUGUCACAACAGAGGCAAUAUCUCCAACUGAUACUGAAGCAACAACAGAAUCUGAUAUAACUGCUACUAGUGUCACAACAGAGGCGGUAUCUCGAACUGAUACUGAAGCGACAACAGAGUCUGAUAUAAUUGCUACUAGUGUCACAACAGAAUCAAUAUCUCCGACUGAUACCGAAACAAUAACAGAAUCUGAUAUAAUUGCUACUCAUGUCACUACAGAGGCAGUAUCUCCAACUGAUACUGAAGCAAGAACAGAAUCUGAUAUAAUUGCUACUCGUGUCACAACAGAGGCGGUAUCUCCAACUGAUACUGAAGCAAUAACAGAGUCUGAUAUAACUGCUUCUAUUGUCACAACAGAGGCAAUAUCUCAAACUGAUACUGAAGCAACAACAGAAUCUGAUAUAAUUGCUACUAGUGUCACAACAGAGGCUAUAUCUCCAACUGAUACUGAAGCGACAACAGAGUCUGAUAUAACUACUACUAUUGUCACAACAGAGGCGGUAUCUCCAACUGAUACUGAAGCAACAACAGAGUCUGAUAUAACUGCUACUAGUGUCACAACAGAGGCAAUAUCUCAAACUGAUACUGAAGCGACAAC